CUCGGCAGUCUGCUGCGGGACCAGGACAGACAGCUGAAGAGAGGAGGGUCUCUGAAUGUCCGACCGCUACAAUCCGUGGAUCACGGCGAACCCACGCGCGCUACCCACAGGUAUUCACUGAAAUGAUGAGCAGCCUGUAGGACUGGACUGUGCAAAGUGCCAAAGGUCAGCAGUGCAGGAAAAGACAACUGAAUAUUUGAAAACAAAGGGCAUAGUUUGCUACUACUGGUGGUUUACCAGUGGGUCGGCUUAGCAUUUUUGUGGCGGUUAGAAGGAAAGAAGAAAGGAGGAGGACUUGGCUAUGGUCACAACUAUGGACGAUCCUUGUCAGAAUGGGGUGCAGGAGGAACCGAUGCCCUCAGCACAACCUGCCGCUGAGGAGCCCACUGCUGUGCAGUCCUCUCAAGGAGCGGAGACGUCUGGAGCCAUGCAGCAGGCGAAGGAUAAUGGCGGAGAAGGUUCCACUUCCACAGGAGUGAAAGACAUUGACCUGCUUUUCCUUCGCGGAAUCAUGGAAAGUCCAAUUGUACGCUCCCAUCCUCAGGCCCAGGAACAGCAGGAGGAUGUGAAACUAGAAGCUGUGCAGGACAACAACGUGGAGCUGGUGACGGAGAUCCUGGGCGACAUCAGCAACCUCAAGGUUAAAGAUGACAGUGCCUCUGAGCUCUCUAGGAUCCUCCAGGAGCCACACUUCCAGUCUCUUCUGGAGGCACACGACAUGGUGGCAUCAAAAUGCUAUGAAGUUCCUCCACAGACUGAGACGGCCAACGAUGCUGCGGUGAACAGCGCGCUCAUGCAGGCUGACGCCGUCCGUAUGAUCGGCAUCCGAAAGAAAGCCGGCGAGCCGCUGGGUGUUACGUUUCGUGUGGAGAAAGAUGACCUGGUUAUAGCCAGGAUCCUCCAUGGCGGCAUGAUCGACAGGCAGGGGCUGCUUCACGUGGGUGACAUCAUUAAAGAGGUGAAUGGCAAGGACGUCGGCAACAACCCCACAGAGCUGCAGGAGAUGCUGAAGAACUGCAGUGGAGGGAUCACGCUGAAGAUCCUCCCCAGCUACAGGGACGCCCCUGCACCUCCGCAGGUGUAUGUGCGGCCGUACUUUGACUAUGAUCCUGCCAGUGACAACCUGAUUCCCUGUCGAGAGGCCGGAAUGGCUUUUAAGAGAGGCGACAUCCUCCAGAUUGUCAACAGGGAGGAUCCCAACUGGUGGCAGGCGUGUCAUAUGGUGGGUGGGGCCACAGGGCUAAUACCCAGUCAGUUCUUGGAGGAGAAGAGAAAAGCCUUCGUUCCUCGAGACUUUGACGGAUCAGGAAUCCUCUGCGGAACCUUAGCUGGGAAAAAGAAAAAGAAGAUGAUGUAUUUAACAGCAAAGAAUGCAGAGUUUGACAGACACGAGUUGCAGAUCUAUGAGGAAGUAGCAAAGGUCCCUCCAUUCCAGAGAAAGACGCUGGUCCUGAUCGGUGCUCAGGGGGUCGGCCGACGCAGCCUGAAGAACCGACUGAUGGUCCUCCAACCCACCCGCUUUGGCACCACUAUACCAUACACUUCUCGGCGGCCCCGGGACGAGGAGCUGAGUGGCAACACCUACCACUUCACCUCACGGACGGAGAUGGAGGCGGACGUGAAGGCCGGCCGCUUCCUGGAACACGGCGAGUACGAUGGCAACCUGUACGGCACAAAAAUCGAAUCCAUCCAUGAAGUGGUUGCCACGGGACGCACCUGCAUCCUGGACGUGAACCCCCAGGCUUUGAAGGUACUGAAGACAGCAGAGUUCAUGCCCUACGUGGUUUUCAUUGCAGCGCCUGAUUUUGAUACACUCAAAGCCAUGCACAAAGCUGUGGUGGAUGCAGGCCUCACAACAAAACAGCUCACGGAUGUGGACCUGAGGAAGACUGUGGAUGAGAGCGCCCGUAUCCAGAGGGCCUACAACCACUACUUUGACCUGACUAUAGUCAACGACAACCUGGACAAAGCGUUUGAGACGUUACAGGCUGCUGUGGACAAACUGUGCACUGAGCCUCAGUGGGUCCCUGUGAACUGGGUGUAUUAAGAAGCAAUUCCACAGACCAUCGCUGGGCGAUCCAAUGCGUUUUCUGACCAAAAAUGACCGGCGAAGAAGACGUAAGGGAGGAGAUACUACUGAAUAAUAAUAUUUGAUUGCUCUUUCUCCUCCUAGACCUGCACACUGUGCAACUCCUUUUCUACUCCAAACUUAAAGGGAAAGAGUGCUUAUGUAUUUUAUAACUUUUUUAAUGAAAAAUCUUUAUAUCCCACGUGGAAUCAAUCAUAUUGUCAUGUAUUUGAGCUAGUGUUUUUUCCAUUUAAUUUAUUGUAGUUUUUAGAGUUGUAGACUUUGUUUUUUUUAUUGCCAUUUCUCUGUGACAGGAAUCACUGAAGCUCUAAGAUGAAGUGGCUCAUGUCUGAACAACCACUGUAGCUUCUCUUCACUUGAAUUCCCCUCAAUUGCAUCGUUUUUAACAACAAGCCCUUAAUCCAUUUGUCUUCAUCCUCCAGCUUGAUCAAGGGGACAGAACUACCAGUAGUCAAGCUGGACAAAAACCUACUUGAUUUGCUAUAAAAAAGAUCAAACACUUCAUUUCGUGAUUAGCUGUGUGUCAUUAUAUUGUUUUCAAUCUGUGUUAAUAGUGGAUAAAGGUUGAUCAGACAUGGUUCCCAGCUUUAUUUUUCCUAAUUUAUCUAAAAUGUGUCACUUUGCCACUCGCCCACCCCCCUCCCAUCUUCAAAACCCCAACCAGUUCAUGUCGUCUGUAAAUGAGAGUCCCUCUGUCCUUUUUAGAAUCACCUAAAGUUGAAGCCCAAAUCUCAGUAAAACUGAUAUGAAGUCAAAUUCUACACAUCCAGCAAAGGCUAAACAUUAUAAAUGGAGAAUUAUUCUUUUUCAGCUUUAAAAUAAAAAAAAGUAACUAUUUUUGAAGCAUUUGUCAGAUGAGAAAUGAUUGCAUUGUUAAAUAUUUGUAGUUUUAAGUUUAAUUUGCCUCAUACCGAACAGUGAUUUUAAAUGUCUCCACUUCCACCUUCCAUGCUUGUUUUUACAUGUUUUAGUAAAGUUCUAA
Cyprinodon variegatus (sheepshead minnow) is the source of this 3071-nucleotide messenger RNA. It is a transcript of the gene pals2b, whose product is annotated as MAGUK p55 subfamily member 6-like. The record is from RefSeq and is a predicted model, not a curated record. Gene Ontology annotation, cellular component: cell-cell junction; plasma membrane. The transcript is spliced from 14 exons. NCBI's taxonomy places the organism in Eukaryota, Metazoa, Chordata, Actinopteri, Cyprinodontiformes, Cyprinodontidae. Bases 302 to 2047 code for a protein of 581 amino acids. Gene Ontology annotation, molecular function: protein binding.